AUGGGACUUACCGUCUUACCCGCUUUAAUUCCCGACAUACCCAAAGUGUACGAUGCGUACUUCGCGGCGUUCAAGGGGUCGGCGAUACUCGAUCUCCUAUUCCCCUCAGGGAUAGACGAUGGUUUCCGCGAGGGCCACACAAAGCACACACUUAGCUACUGGCAUACGAGCGGAACCCAGUACACGGUCAAGUGCGUCGACGCGGAGACUGGCGAGGUCGUGGGAAUGGCCUUAUGGGACGUUUUCCUCAAGGAGCGCACCCCUGAAGAGUACAAGAACCCCGGCGUCACCUGGCUCGAGGGUGAACAGAGAGAGAGGGCCGAGGAGUUGAUCAACCCGAUCUGUGACGCCAAAGCAAAGAUUUGGGGUGGCAGGAGACAUGUUUACUGUCAUGUUGUUGCAGUAAAGCCUGAGCACCAAAGACGUGGUGCUGGCGCACUUUUGACAAAAUGGGGGCUUGACAUGGCCGAGUUGGCGGGCUUGCCGGUUUACCUUGAGUCGUCAGAAGAAGGCUUCCCGCUUUACAAGCGGUUGGGUUUUGAGGUGCUGGACGAGAAGAUUGUACACCGGGCUGGACUGGUGGGCACUGAGAAGGAUGUUGAGGUUCCCUUGAUGGUCAAGAUGCCAUCCUGUGCGAAAGGGCUGACUUUCAAGCAAUGGCGGUCUCAAGGAUACCCGCCGUUGAAGUAA
This is a messenger RNA of Colletotrichum truncatum, 690 nucleotides long. Its product is annotated as GNAT family protein. Gene Ontology annotation, molecular function: acyltransferase activity, transferring groups other than amino-acyl groups. The record is from RefSeq and is a predicted model, not a curated record. Lineage: Eukaryota; Fungi; Ascomycota; Sordariomycetes; Glomerellales; Glomerellaceae.